Messenger RNA from Meyerozyma guilliermondii ATCC 6260, 312 nucleotides. RefSeq names its product thioredoxin family protein. Bases 1 to 312 code for a protein of 103 amino acids. Gene Ontology annotation, molecular function: protein-disulfide reductase activity. The transcript has a single exon. NCBI's taxonomy places the organism in Eukaryota, Fungi, Ascomycota, Pichiomycetes, Serinales, Debaryomycetaceae. The record is from RefSeq and is a predicted model, not a curated record.
AUGAUAGUCGAGGUUAAAUCCAAGCAACAGCUAAUAGAUGCUAUACAAUACCAUGGCUUAGUGGUGGUAGAUUUCUAUGCGCAAUGGUGUGGUCCUUGUAAAACCGUCUCACCUAUUUUGGAAAAAUUAUCUGACGAGUAUGAUGAAGUGAAAUUUUUAAAAGUUGAUGUUGAUGCAUUGAGCGAGUUGACACUGGAAUAUGAAGUCACUAGUAUGCCUACAAUUUUAUUUUUCAAGGAAGGAAAUAAAGAAGGAAGGGUAGUUGGUGCCAAUAUUCCUGCGUUGAGACAAGUAAUUGCUGCACUUGCUUAA